GCUCCAUCUCACCUUUUUCUCCAAAACCUUUGAGACACAAAAGAGAGCAUAAAAGAUGUCAAAGAUCAACGCUCUCCGCCGUUGUCUCCUCCCGUGCAUCACACCUCCGACGAAUCCAACCACCGCAUCAUCCACUACCACCGGAGUCUCCAAGAAACGUCUCAGCACUUCCCUCAGAGACGACAUCGACAUUCAAGACUCAGCUUCUUCCUCCGCCUCUUCCUCCGAGGCCACGUCUUUCUCCGCCGCCGUCGAUUCAGGUUACCUCUCCCCCGUCGCGGCGCCGCAGAGACCGUCGAGGACGAUGGUGAUCGGCACGCUUUUCGGGAGGAGAAAGGGACACGUGUGGUUCUGCGUCCAGCACGACCGUCUCUCCGUCAAACCGCUCCUCCUCCUCGAGCUCUCCAUCACGACGAGCCAGCUAGUUCACGAGAUGGACUCGGGUCUUGUCCGAGUCGCUCUCGAAUGCCCGACACGACCGGAGCUAAAGUCUUGCUCGUUGAAAUCCGUGCCGGUUUGGGCGAUGUUCUGCAACGGGAAGAAGUCAGGUUUUGCAGUAAGGAGGAGCGCUAGUGAAGAGACAAGGGUGAUGCUGAAGAGGUUGGAGUCGACCACCGUUGGUGCCGGCGUGUUGCCAUGUGGAUCCGGGGAUCUUGAUGAAGUUAUGUAUAUGAGGGCGAGUUAUGAGCAUGUUGUGGGUAGCUCUGACUCGGAGUCUUUCCAUCUCAUUAACCCGGAUGCUAACUCGGCUCAAGAACUCAGCAUCUUCUUGCUUAGGACAUCUUCUUAAUUACCUUUUGUAGUAU
Brassica oleracea var. oleracea is the source of this 806-nucleotide messenger RNA. Its product is annotated as protein MIZU-KUSSEI 1. The transcript has a single exon. NCBI's taxonomy places the organism in Eukaryota, Viridiplantae, Streptophyta, Magnoliopsida, Brassicales, Brassicaceae. Gene Ontology annotation, biological process: hydrotropism. The record is from RefSeq and is a predicted model, not a curated record. Bases 56 to 790 code for a protein of 244 amino acids.